Molecule: messenger RNA, 3714 nt
Organism: Corythoichthys intestinalis (scribbled pipefish)
Lineage: Eukaryota; Metazoa; Chordata; Actinopteri; Syngnathiformes; Syngnathidae
Gene: dio1
Product: iodothyronine deiodinase 1
Exons: 4
Biological process (GO): thyroid hormone metabolic process
Molecular function (GO): thyroxine 5'-deiodinase activity
Source: RefSeq, a predicted model, not a curated record
GCCGCUUGCGAAGGCGUCUCCCGCCGGAAAAGAGCGGAAGCGUCCGCCUCCAGUGAAGGCAUCACCCGUGGCUUUGCGAGCCAUUUCUCGGCUCUCCAGACACUCGGUUCGCAGGAGCAGCCACCGCCACCAUGUUGGUGCAAAAAGUCGGUUUAUACCUCCAGACUGGAGUCAUGUUAGCUUACGUGAUUUGUUUGAGCCUCGUCCUUCGCGCCUUGCACUUGGUCUCGCCGGCCUUGGCCAAGAAGGCUAUCCUGAAGAUUAACCAGGGGACCACCAUGAGCGAGAACCCCAAGUUCACCUUCGACGACUGGGGGCCCACCUUUUUGUCCUACGAGUUCGUCCGAACCGCGUCGGAGCACAUGUGGUCGUCGCUUGGACAGAAGGCGUUCGUGGGGGAGCGAGCUCCGGACUCGCCCGUGGUCACAAUGGACGAGCGCGAGACCUCCAUCUGCAACUUCUUCAACGGUUCCCGGCCGCUGGUGCUGAACUUUGGUAGCUGCACCUGACCCCCAUUCAUGUUUAAGCUGGACGCCUUCAAGCAGCUCGUCCGCGACUUUGGCCACAUGGCAGACUUUCUGGUUGUUUACAUUGAAGAAGCGCACUCUACUGACAGCUGGGCCUUCACCAACAACAUCCAAGUUAACAAGCACCGGAACCUUCAGGACAGGCUGGCCGCAGCUAAAAUCCUCCUUGAGGAGGAACCGCUGUGUCCUGUGGUGGUAGACCCAAUGAACAACAUGGCUUCCGUGGAGUACGGCGCACAACCCGAGAGACUCUACGUGCUACACAAGGGCAACGUGCUCUACAAGGGCGGCAUGGGGCCUUGGGGCUACAAACCACAGGAGGUGCGCUCAGUCCUGGAGAAGAUGAAGUAGGAAGGCGCGUCUGGGCAAAGCAGACUCCCCUUUCACUAAUACUUACUAAACAGAGCUUAGUCAUUGAACCGCUUUGUCUUUGUGCGUUGUCCCUGGCAACCCACGAUUGCAAACACUUGGCCUUAUGUCCCAGCUGGAUCUCUGCUCGUCUGGGUUUCUUGGUGACGGCUACAGAUGAAAACUUUCGGACUCUGUACCCUGAUAAAGCGAAACGUAGACUUUGAGAUCAGCUCGAAGACAUGGAUUGAGUGUUAUUAACUCGUGACUCGGAUUUGUUUGUAAACUCAUUGGCCGCCAUUUACGGUGGUCCACUUCGAAUAGAUUGGACGUCUACUCAUGAUAAACUCAUUAAAGGAGUUCAAAUCUUGAGCUACAUGGUUGGACGUCUAUUAUAGUCAAUGGCAGCGAGGGAGUUAACAUUUUUUUGACAUCGUCCGACAAAUGCUAUUACCAAAAGAUAUAUUUUUGUAAGUUUGCUAGAGGGGAUUUGAAAGGUUUUUGGGUCCGUCCAGGGGAGAAUAGAAUAAAGUUGUUGGAAUGUUCUGAAAUCAAUUUUUUUUUUUUUUUUUUUUUUUUUUUGCUAAGCUAGUCUGUUUUGAACUCAUUUUUGGGUUCAGUUUUUUAAGCAUAAGAUCCAUGUUUUCUUUAAAAAAAAAAAAAAAAAAAAAAAAACUGUGUUUGUAUUAUGUAAAAAGAAAGAUUUUGGCAUAGACAUGCCAAUUUUAGUUGAGCAGUAGUUCCUCAGAGUAUUAAAUGACUUUUUUUUUUUUGGUAAUAUUUUUUACCUUAAAAAGUAUCUUUCCAGUAGUUGUGUAGGUUGUUGGGAUUAAAAAAAAUGUAAAACUAGGAUUUAAGUGUUUCGGGGGGGGGUUUUCAGCUAAUGUUUUUUUUAUAACAAUUUAACAUAACAUUCUAUUAAUGUUUUAAAAGGAAAGUACUAAGGUUAACCCCGUUUUCUGAAUUUACAUUUAACAUACUGUGUAUACAUUAAAAUGCAUUGGAAGAACCACAUAAAAAUAUUAUAGUAAUUAAGUUAUAAAAUACUAGAAUAAAAUAAUAAUAAAAAUACAACAGCGAAAAAGCAACAACAACAACAAAACUAUAUAUAUGAGAACUCAUUUUUGAAAUUUAAGAAAAUAAUUUGGUUUAAGUAUAAAGAAUAAUUUUUCGAUUUAUUUACUUUUACAUACAAUUAAUACAAUUAUUAUUAUUAUUAUUAUUUUUUAUACUUACUUGCAUUUCUAUCUUUUGAGGAUUUUCACAUUUUUACCUAUAUUUAGUGUUUGGUAUUAAUGCUUUUAUAUUUGUUAAACGUAAAUUCAGGCAUCAAGGGGAAAAAUACCGGUAUUUUUUUUUUUUUCCCAAGAAGUUUCAAUCUUGACAGAAACAACAACAACAAAAAAGUGGAAAAUGUAAAUGUAAAAUUCCUAACGCCAACUAAACAUAUAUAUACCGUAUUGACCCGAAUAUAAGACAGCCCUGAUUAUAAGACGACCCCCUCUUUUUCAAGACUCAAGUUUGAAAAAAGACUUUUUGAACACCAAAAUUAUUUUUAUACAGAAAAUAAUUACAGUACAUGUGAAACAAAUAAUUAUAAUAAUAUAUUUGAGCGAAAAAAGCAUGUUAUUUUGCCUCAUUCAAAUCUUAAUAUCUGAACAGUUAAAUAUUUAAACUAAAGUGCAAUCACUUGCGUAAAUGAAUGGCUUCUGGUUUUUAAAAUGUAAAUAAACCAAUCUAUUGUGAUUAAACAACAAAAUUGCAAUAACUACAGUAACCAUCAAAGUGAAGUCUUAACUGUAACUAGUCUUGAAACAAAUCUGAAUAAGGAAAAACAUCGCGACAAAAUAAUGCAAAUUGGUUAAACUUGAAAGUAGCUGAGAUCUGUCAUGACAGAACAUCGCUUCAAUGAUAUCUGGCGCCAUCUAGCGUCGUGAAUGGGUAUAAUGUCUAGACCGCGGAUAUAAGACGACCCCCACUUUUUCAGUCUUAUUUCCAAUGCAAAAAAACACAGUCUUAUAUUCGGGCCAAUACGGUGUAUAUAUAUAUAUAUAUAUAUAUAUAUAUAUAUAUAUUAUUCACCCCUAAAUGUAUAGCGGUUCAAAAGUUGCCUAUUUGUUAGAAAUAUUAAUGUUAGAAUACUUAAUAUGAAAAUAUCUUAAAAAGAAAACUUGUUUAAAUGAAUGAUGUACAAAAACCAAGCUGCAUUAUGUCCUGAUAAAACACUUGUCUUUUCAUUGAAAUAUUAUACCACACUGUAGUUUAACUGUCUACCAUUAACGGUGAUAGACGUCCAAUCCAUUUGGACUGGCAAAGGUGGCAGCAAUCAUUCAAUCCCAGUUCAAAUAGAUUAGACGUCUACCCCUGUCAAUGGCGCUGAAACAUGAUCCAAAGAAAGGAUGUUCCUAUCUGUUUCACACCCGGUGACUUUUUACAUGACAAUUACAGCGCAAACCUCUGGUGGCUGUCAUUUGAAGGCUUAAAAGUUCACCUUUUGUGACACUUUGUGGCAACCCUCCUGUAUGAUUUGAUCACAAUAAAAUACUUGGUUUGCAUUUGACUGAUUCGCUUGUGUUUAAGUGUUUAACGCUUUUCUAAGAAAACCAAUUUUCUGGUGAGGAUCGCCACGUGCGCGACAUGUAACAUGGUUGAUUGUUGAUGAUAAAAGCCUUCUGGCGUCGGGCCACAUGCCGCAUCCUAGCAAAGACUUUAUUCGCGUUAUCACGCGGAGAAGCUUGUUCCUGCACAUUCCAACCAUGCAAACGAUGGAUAGCAAUCAGUGCGGGCGUAAAAACUGGCGAUUACGAAUUUUAUAGAGGAUAUAAAAAGUCUUCACACC